Messenger RNA from Cervus elaphus (red deer), 2490 nucleotides. It is a transcript of the gene MPZL2, whose product is annotated as myelin protein zero like 2. Gene Ontology annotation, biological process: cell-cell adhesion. Lineage: Eukaryota; Metazoa; Chordata; Mammalia; Artiodactyla; Cervidae. Gene Ontology annotation, cellular component: membrane. The transcript is spliced from 6 exons. The coding region runs from base 232 to 879 and encodes 215 amino acids. The record is from RefSeq and is a predicted model, not a curated record.
AGGGGAGGAGGGCGUUGGGAGCCGAAGCCCCACCUUUCAUUCCAGCAAAGAGCACCAGCAGAGCAGGAAUGACUCACAGGCGCGGGAGCUCAGGUUCCCACAGGUGAGGCGACAGACUGCUUUCCCCGGGAAAACGCCGAGGCGCUCUCUCCGCCAGGAGCGGCCUUGGCAGGGUGCUGGCGCGCUCCGUCUGCGCGGUCUGGUCUCUGGGGCCAGGCCUGGGUUUCCCUCAUGUAUGGCCAGAGCCCUACGCGUGCUGUGCUUUUUCUCCUUGGCGUACAGCUCACAGCUCUUUGGCCAGUAGCAGCUGUGGAAAUUUACACUCCCCGGGUGCUGGAGGCUGUCAAUGGGACAGAUGUCCGGUUAAAAUGCACUUUCUCCAGCUUUGCCCCAGUGGGUGAUGCUCUCACGGUGACCUGGAAUUUCCGUCCUCGAGAUGGGGGCCCUGAGCAGUUUGUUUUCUACUACCAUGUGGAUCCCUUCAAACCCAUGAGUGGGCGUUUCAAGGACCGAGUGGUCUGGGAUGGGAACCCUGAGCGGUAUGAUGUCUCCAUCCUCCUCUGGAAGCUGCAGUUUGAUGACAAUGGGACAUACACCUGUCAGGUGAAGAACCCACCUGAUGUUGAUGGACUGAUCGGGGAGAUCCAGCUCAGCGUCGUGCAGACUGUUCGCUUCUCUGAGAUCCACUUCCUGGCUCUGGCCAUCGGCUCCGCCUGUGCACUGAUGGUCAUAAUAGUAAUUGUGGUGGUCCUCUUCCAGCAUUUCCGGAAAAAGCGACGGGCUGAAAGAGCUCAUAAAGUGGUGGAGAUAAAACCAAAAGAAGAAGAAAAGCUCAAUCAGGAAAAAAAGGCUUCUGUUUCUUUAGAAUACACAGACUAACAUUCUUACAUGGAAGCUGAAUAUUUCCCAGAACAAGAACCCUAAGAUAAGCUGGAGUUAAUGGAAGCUUUGCUUUGGCUUUUCCAGUUGUGACCUGCCUUCCAACCAGCGCUGCAGUAUAUAACCACCUAGACGAGCAACGUUCCUCUGGAGCCAGCAUAGGGCCCUUCUUGAGCAGAUACCACCAGACUCACAAACAGCUCUGUUACUAAGGUUUUAUUUAAUUUCAGAGUGCAAAUAUUUUUCAAAUGCUCACUAGGUUUUGUAUACUAAGAAGCUAUAUUUUUGCCCUGAAACACUCCUUGUGGAUUAUGAUUUAUAUUCACAUAUAUUGGCCUCAAAUGAGAUAAAAACCAAACUCUCUGUCUCGUUUACUUUGAUAUAUUAAUUUUAGAGCAGUGUUCUAGCUACUAAAGUUAACAUCUUUAUUCUUUCCUUCUCACAUGCUUGGUUAAAAGGUGAGCUAAUUCUCUCAACAGUUUUGAUUAAUUAACAGAAAAUCCUAAAUUCAAACUGUUAAAGAAUAGUUUGAUUUUUAUGGCUCUCCUUAAGUAUGAGACACAUCUUAUUUUAUUGAAUUUCUUUCAAUACCCUAGAUGGCAGGUUUUUGUUUUUGUUUGUUUUUGGUCAGUUGACCCAAGGUUUACAGUAGCACAAGCCGAAACCACAGAAUAACUAGGGAAGGUGACAUAAAUGCUAAUAGAUUGACAAAUGCCACCUCAGGAUGAAAUGCUUGUCACCUUUUUUCUGUGCUCUUGAUAAGUGACCCAUAGCUCUAAUUUUUCACAAGCAGUGAAUGACUGUUUAGCUUACUAUAUUCCCCACUUCCAAUUCAAUUAUUUAUAACAACAGAGCAAAAUCUAUGCCCAUUUGUAGACUGGAAUCAUUAAGCAGUUAAAUGGAAGGAUUCUGAAGUAGUAUAUUACAAUUUAAGAAUUUAGGGCUAGUGAAAAAAAAUCAACCCUAAAUGGUGAUAAUUUUCUCUAGUGUUAUACAAAGCUCUGAGAACUGGAAGAGAUUAAAUUGUUUCUUUCUUUUAUAUAUUUUUUGUUUUAAUACAGCUUGAUACUUUGAUUUCACCAACUAGGCUGAAAAUGUUAUUUCUGUUAACAAACUGGAGUUUCAAAGCAGUUUAUUUGUAUUUAAAGAUGAUGAACUUUGAUUUUUUUCCCCAAUACUAAAAGAAACCCACUCUGGUAUAAUUUACUUAUGAACUUGAAAUGCUUCUCAUACCUGUCUCAUUUUGCCUUUUAUGCUGUCUAAAAAAGUGGUUUUAGUACCCAGUUUUGAAACUAAAAAUCAAAUUUAAAGUCCAUAUUACCUUUCAUUCACAUUUUCUUUUUUUCUCUAUAUAAAUCUUUGAAAAUAUAGUAACUGGAUAUUUCUUCAAACAGAUGGCCUGGAUAAAAUGUAAAGAGGUAGUUAAAAACUCAUGGAAGGUGUUUCCAGCGAAACUUGUAGUUUCUGUGUCUUGGUUAAAUGCUCAAGGAUUAAUACAGCCCCAUUGUUCAGUGUCUUCUACUUAAAGAGAACUUUUGUAUUGUAAUUUAUUUUUUAUUGUGCCUUAAACACUAUGUAAAUAACUGUCAGUAAUAAAGCAUUACAAUUAUA